Molecule: messenger RNA, 402 nt
Organism: Solanum verrucosum
Lineage: Eukaryota; Viridiplantae; Streptophyta; Magnoliopsida; Solanales; Solanaceae
Exons: 3
Coding region: 1-402 (133 amino acids)
Molecular function (GO): nucleic acid binding; zinc ion binding
Source: RefSeq, a predicted model, not a curated record
AUGCUUAUUCAUGAUAUGGAUAUUGCUCGUCUUAUGACUCAUGCUCAACAAAUUGAGGAAGCAAAACUAAAAGGGAAAGCUAGGGAGAAAAAGAGGUCUAUAAAUGAUGAUGGUGAUUCCUCUCAUGUGAGGUCCGAUGGACAUGGUCGUUCUAGGAAUCGACAAAGGUGGUUGGCCGGUAGUGAGGGUUGCUUUAGUUGUGGUGAAAGUGGCCACAAGAUGAGAAAUUGCCCAAAGAUGAAAGCUAAGGGAAGAGAGGGUAAGCAAGUUGCUCCUAGUGGUUCAGAUGGGAACACUUUAAAGAAGAAUAUGUUUUAUGCUCUCCAAGCUAGAGGUGAACAAGAGUGUCCCCUGGAUGUGACUACCGGGUCUGGUGAUAUUGACUUCCAUUCUCGUGGGUAG